This is a messenger RNA of Manihot esculenta (cassava), 1565 nucleotides long. RefSeq lists its product as uncharacterized. Gene Ontology annotation, cellular component: dynein complex. Gene Ontology annotation, molecular function: dynein intermediate chain binding; dynein light intermediate chain binding. The transcript is spliced from 2 exons. Gene Ontology annotation, biological process: microtubule-based process. The record is from RefSeq and is a predicted model, not a curated record. Lineage: Eukaryota; Viridiplantae; Streptophyta; Magnoliopsida; Malpighiales; Euphorbiaceae. Bases 164 to 1351 code for a protein of 395 amino acids.
CCUCAACGUAUAAAACUUGUACAAAUGCUAUUGGUGGGUGCUCCUAAAACAAAUUGAACAUCAGUGUUCGUAGCAGUCAAGAAUCAAGAUGAAGAGGCGUUUCGUGAAUUCUCCAACCUCUAUGUAAGUACAAUUUUUCAGAGAAACGCUUCUAUCUUAUUCCAUGGAGUUGUCUACAAUAUGCAAUGUAAAGCGAUCCUCUGAGAGAAGAAUUGUCCCACGAGAACCAACGACGGCCACCGUUGGUAAGUCUCCGACAAAGGACCUGAUGAAGCUAGCUGCCACUGCAAUCAGACCUGAUGAAAUGCAUCUAUCUUAUUCCAUGGAGUUGUCUACAAUAUGCAAUGUAAAUCGAUCCUCUGAGAGAAGAAUUGUCCCACGAGAACCAACGACGGCAACCGUUGGUAAGUCUCCGACAAAGGACCUCACGAAGCUAGCUGCCACUGCAAUCAGACCUGAUGAAACGCAUCUAUCUUAUUCCAUGGAGUUGUCUACAAUAAGCAAUGGAAAGAAAUCCUCUGAGAGUAGAAUUGUCGCAGGAGAAGCAACCACGGCCACCGUUGGUAAGUCUCCGACAAAGGAUCUGAUGAAGCUAGCUCCCACUGCAAUCAGACCUGAUGAAACGCGUCUAUCUUAUUCCAUGGAGUUGCCUACAACCUCUGAGAGUAGAAUUGUCGCAGGAGAAGCAACCACUGCCACCGUUGGUAAGUUUCCUAUAAAGGACCUGAUGACGCUAGCUGCCACUGCAAUCAGACCUGAUGAAAAGCUUGAGUUGGCUAAAAGAUGCAAUGUAAAGCAAUCCUCCGAGAGUAGAAUUGUCGCAGGAGAAGCGACGACGGCAGCCGAUGGUAAGUCUGGAACAGAGGACCUGAUGAAGCUAGCUGCCACAGCAAUCAGACCUGAUGAAACGCUUCUAUCUUAUUCCUUGGUGUUGUCAACAAGAUGCAAAGAAAAGCCAUCCUCUGAGCGUAGAAUUUUCGCGCGAGAAGCAACGACGGCCACCGAUGGUAAGUCUCCAACGGAGGAACUGAUGAAGCUAGCUGCCAUUGCAAUCAGCUUAAACGUGCGGCCCAGAUCAUUCGAUAUGCCCCUCGACAUGCAAGAGUAUGCUUUUCGCUAUGCACGAUCGUUUCUUGAAUCAACUUCCAGACCCAAUCCAGCCCAUCUUGCUCGAGUCCUUAAGAAGGAGUUUGACUCGGUCUACGGACUAGCUUGGCACUGUGUGGUGGGGACGAGUUAUGGAUCGUUUGUGACUCACACGGUGGGUGGAUUCGUGUAUUUCAGUACGGAGAGGCUUUCUAUUCUACUGUUCAAAACAGAGGUGGAGUUAUUGCCGGAAUUGGAGCUUUGAACGGCAGUUGGCUAAUGACUCGUCAACAAAGGAGCAGUACACCUGAGUGCGAGGUGGAGUUAUUGCCGGAAUUGGAGCUUUAAACGGGCAGUUGGCUAAUGACUCGUCAACAAAGGAGCAGUACACCUGAGUGCUAUGUACGAGAGUGCAGGGGAUUUAAAAAAAAGAUGCAUUUUAUAUUUUCAAUUGAUUAAUUAAAUAUUAUUAUUAUUAU